GUUUUGUUCAUUGUGCUAGUUUUAUGUUGGUUGGCCUCCAGCCAGGAGGUGGCACUUUCAAGAGAGCAUCAACUGUGGUAGUAUAGGAAGGAUCAGGUGGUAGGUGGGGCCAUAGAGCUCCCAGGAGAUUAUGUCCUUUGUCUUCAGCUACCAGGGCAGGUAGAGAAAGACCAUCAGGUUGGGGCAAGGUUAGGUGUAUCUGAGCUCAGACUCUUCUUGGGUGGGGCUUGCUGUGGCUGCUGUGGGGUAUGUGGGUGUGGUUCUCAGGCCAGUGGGAUUAUGUUUCCAGAGGUAUUAUGGCUGCCUCUGCUGCAUCAUGCAGGUCACCAGGGAAGUGGGAGAAAACAGGCCUCAUGCAGCUCCCACGUAUCCCAAAAGGCCAGUCUUAUUCCUACCUUGCCCUCUCAAUAGCACUGAGUUUAUUUCCAGGCAGCGGGUGAACAGAGCUGGGAACUUUCCCCAGGCUACCAGCCUCCCUGCUGAGAAAGCAUGCAGGACUUUCAGGUUCUGUGUUUCCCCACCUGCCGCAGCUUCUCUGCUGUGUCUGCACUCCCUAUUCGCCCCCUCCCCCGGGUUCUAUCCAGGAAACUGCGUUUGGUCAAAAUGUUACAAAGUUCAGCUGUAAGUUUCCUUCUCCCUGUGGUCUUUUCCCAGUUCCUCUGGCAGCCCUCCCCAAGGACCCUUGUGAGACAAAGUCAGAAACGGCCUCCCUGGGGACCAAGAGUGCCCACAGGGCUCUUCCUGCUGCUUCUUCUACACCUGUAUUUCACUUGGCUCUCUAAAUUUGUCUCAGCUCCAGGUAAGGUCAGAUCCUUCUUCUGUGAUCUGGACCAUCAGGUUCCCCAGUGAGGGUGUGUGUUUGGGGGCAAACGAUCCCUCUUUCACACUUUGGGCACUCAGAGUGUUUUGGCUGUCUCCAGGUGCCUGCAGCAGCAAUCCGCUUCCUUCAAAGGAUCUGUGGAUCCUCUCGCUUUCCUGGUAUGUUCCUGUGGUAGUUCUUGGAGCAAAAGUUCUCUAUGUGAGUCUUCACACGCUGCUCUCUCUGUCUGAAUGGGAGCUGCAAGUUAGUCCUGCCUCCUAUCCGCCAUUUCUUUUUCUAAUGUCCUGGCUAGUAACUUCUGAGUGGAAUGAUGCAUCAUUUACAUGUCACUUCAGCCUAAGGAGUAGAGCCCUCCUGACCUUGCAGCUUCUCUUCUGAGCUUUUGCAUUGAGACGCUGGCACCUGUGUACGGAAGCACUAUCAUCAGGAGAUUGCAGUAGAGUUUUAAGCCCUUGUGGUCCCCGCUGCCUGUUUGUUUCUCUGAAGGGAUUCCACAGAGAACAGCCUUCUGAGAUGGGAUCGGAAUCAAAGAAAGCGGUUACACAUUCACAUGGCUCAAAAAACAUCAAAAGAUCAAGUUUCGAGUUUCUCCUCAUCCUUCUCUCCAUUUUUUUGAGUCCUCAUCCUCUUCCCCAGAAGGAAAAGCACAAAUUGGCUAAGAAGUAAAUCUGAAGAAAUCUUUCUGUCUUCACAGACCGUUGUAACUGGCAUGAGCUAGAUCUGGUUUUUCUUGCUGUCCAUGUAUUAGAUUGAUGUUUCCUAGCUUGUGUGUACACAGAGAAAGGUACUUAAGGAAAUAUCUGUUGGAGAACUAAAUCCAAAUGAAACUGUGCAGGCCAAUUUGGAAGCCCAACUCCUCUCCAAGCUGGACCACCCAGCCAUUGUCAAGUUCCAUGCAAGUUUUGUGGAGAAAGAUAAUUUCUGCAUUAUCACAGAGUACUGUGAGGGCCGAGAUCUGGAUGAUAAAAUUCAGGAAUAUAAACAAGCUGGAAAAAUCUUUCCAGAAAAUCAAAUAAUAGAAUGGUUUAUCCAGCUGCUGCUGGGAGUUGACUACAUGCAUGAGAGGAGGAUACUUCAUCGAGACUUAAAGUCAAAGAAUAUAUUUCUGAAAAAUAAUCUACUUAAAAUUGGAGAUUUUGGAGUUUCUCGACUCCUAAUGGGAUCCUGUGACCUGGCCACAACUUUAACUGGAACUCCCCAUUAUAUGAGUCCUGAGGCUCUGAAACACCAAGGCUAUGACACAAAGUCGGACAUCUGGUCACUGGCAUGCAUUUUAUAUGAGAUGUGCUGCAUGACUCAUGCAUUCGCUGGCUCCAAUUUCUUAUCCAUGGUUUUAAAAAUUGUUGAAGGUGACACACCUUCUCUCCCUGAGAGAUAUCCAAAAGAACUAAAUGCCAUCAUGGAAAGCAUGUUGAACAAGAAUCCUUCAUUAAGACCAUCUGCUAUUGAAAUUUUAAAAAUCCCUUACAUUGAUGAGCAGCUACAGCACCUAAUGUGUGGAUAUUCAGAAAUGACUCUGGAAGACAAGAAUUUGGAUUGUCAGAAGGAGGCUGCUCAUAUAAUUAAUGCCAUGCAAAAAAGGAUCCACCUGCAGACUCUGAGGGCGCUGUCAGAAGUACAGAAAAUGACGCCAAGAGAAAGGAUACGGCUGAGGAAGCUCCAGGCGGCUGAUGAGAAAGCCAGGAAGCUGAAAAAGACUGUGGAAGAAAAAUAUGAAGAAAAUAACAAACGAAUGCAAGAAUUGAGAGCUCGGAACUUUCAGCAGCUGAGUGUUGAUGUACUCCAUGAAAAAACACAUUUAAAAGGAAUGGAAGAAAAGGAAGAGCAACCUGAGGGAAGACUUUCUUGUUCACCCCAGGACAAGGAUGAAGAGAGGUGGCAAGGCAGGGAAGAGGAAUUUGAUGAACCGACUUUAGAGAACCUGCCUGAGUCUCAGCCUAUUCCUUCCAUGGACCUCUGCGAACUUGAAUCAAUUGUAGAGGAUGCCACAUCUGACUUUGGAUAUCAUGAGAUCCCAGAAGACCCACUUGUGGCUGAAGAGUACUACACUGAUGCAUUUGAUUCCUAUUGUGAAGAGAGUGAUGAGGAGGAAGAAGAAAUAGCGUUAGAAAGAACAGAGAAAGAAAUCAGGAAUGAGGGAUCCCAGCCUGCUUACAGAACAAACCAACAGGACAGUGAUAUUGAAGCGUUGGCCAGGUGUUUGGAAAAUGUCCUGGGUUGCACUUCUCUAGACACAAAGACCAUCACCUGCAUGGCUGAAGAUAUGUCCCCAGGACCAACAAUUUUCAACAGUGCGAUGGCCAGGACCAAGAUGAAACGCAUGAAGGAAGGACACAGCAAAAAAGUGCCAUCUUGGAAGCAGAGGGAGCAGCUCCCACCAGACAGCAAAUCUGCUAGCACCUUGACCUGGACCUUCGACUUCCCAGCCUCCAGAACUCUGAGAAAUCAGCCAUGCAGAAGCUGGGGACAGAAGUAUUUGAAGAGGUCUAUAAUUACCUCAAGAGAGCAAGGCAUCAGAAUGCUAGCGAAGCAGAGAUCCGGGAGUGUUUGGAAAAAGUGGUGCCUCGAGCCAGUGACUGUUUUGAAGUGGACCAGCUCCUGUACUUUGAAGAGCAGUUGCUGAUCACGAUGGGAAAAGAACCUACUCUCCAGAACCAUCUCUAGGCAACUAUCAAAAAGAAGCAGAAGUUCAAGUGGACAAAUUUAUGUGAAAAUUCAUUUAACAUAUAAGCUGAACUCUAUUAUGGGGAAUGGAUACAAAAGUGGAGCUCUCAUCUUGACUUUCAAUUCCUUGUCAGAAGUACUGGCUUCUUUAGAGAGUAGUAAGCAUGGUUGCCUACGCUUGGAGUCAUAAGUGUUAUUUGGACUAUACCCUGAGAUAAGCUUAUAGAUCAAGUUUGGCUCCCUUGAAAAGCAUUUCUCUCAUGUGUGCCCUCAGGGCUUCCAGCAGGAUUGAGUCACCCUGACGAUGACCGGGGAGAAGCUGUGUGCUCUUCAUCAUUUUCAGCUGGAGGACAGAACUCAGUGCCUGACUGCCUAGGGUCUCAUGGACUGUGGGCAGCCUGCCGGUGAAGGUCACUGGACCCUAGCCUACAACAUGCUGAGCUACAGCCCAGAAGCCAGACAUGCCUGUCUUAGCUGACCUGUUUUUGGUCCACUUUUGCCCUUCCAUGACUAACAAGGAAGAUAUGUGUGUAUUUCAUACACACACAAGGACCUGGAUUAAAAAUCCAAAAAGUGAUUCUCUUCUAUGAUUUAUUUCAAACUCAUCCAUAGAUAAUUCAAGAUUUGUAUUCAAAAUAAACAUAGUUUUCACAGUUACAAAAUAAAUCACCUAUUUUAUCUU
Molecule: messenger RNA, 4166 nt
Organism: Symphalangus syndactylus (siamang)
Lineage: Eukaryota; Metazoa; Chordata; Mammalia; Primates; Hylobatidae
Gene: NEK11
Product: NIMA related kinase 11
Biological process (GO): protein phosphorylation
Molecular function (GO): protein kinase activity; ATP binding
Source: RefSeq, a predicted model, not a curated record